AUGAUGAACAUAGUGAAGAAAAUUGGGCAGUUACACAAAAGAUACGAAAAAAAAAAAACCAAUGUGGUAUUAUUAUGGGUUCCUAACAAAUAUAUAAGCACCAGCAACUUGAAGAAUGAAAAAAAUGUAAAAGUGAAAGUUAACACAAAGAAUUACAUAUUAUCUCUUGAUGAAGCAUUAUAUUUAUCCAAAGAAAUGGGGAUUAAAACAACUACAGAAAUCCAAAAAAUGAUCAUGAGGUCCCCCCCUUUCUCAGCUGAUACUAGUCCGUUUCUCAUUGACAACUUUUUGUGUAGUGAAAAUAGGAAUAGCGAUUCAGAUGAUAUAGACCAGAUUGAUCAGAAGUUAAAAGCACUAGGGGAAAAAGAAGAAAAUGAUAAAAAGGAUGAAAAGGAUGCAGAAAAAGAAAAGAUAAAAGAAGGUUCUCUAUACGGUGCGGAUAAUAACAAUGUAGAUAUUCUUAGCAAAGUUCUUAUUGAAAAGUUUAACAAGAAGAGGGCAAAAACAUUUAUCCAUAAUGAUAUGGAAUGGUUAGAAGAAUCAGAAGGCAUAGGAACAAACAAAAGAUCCUGUGCAUAUGUCUAUAUAAGAAGAGGUAGCGGUAUUGUCAAGGUAAAUAACCAAGAAGAUUUAUACAUUAGAUGGCCAUAUUUUUAUAACAGAACUGAUGUAUUGGAACCCUUCUAUCUAACCAAUACUGCAUGUGUGUUUGAUGUAUUUAUAAAAUUGAAAGGAGGUGGUAUAAGUGGCCAAUCAAAAGCAGCUAGAUUGGCUAUAGGGCGUGCCCUACUCAAUGCAUGUCCAUUCAUUUAUGACGAACUCAAAGAACAUGAUAUUCUUUAUGAAGAUAUGAGACAGAAAUUUCCAAAAAUGCCUGGAAGGAAAAAGUCAAGGGCUAUGAAGCAGUGGUCCAAAAGAUGA
Molecule: messenger RNA, 921 nt
Organism: Plasmodium gonderi
Lineage: Eukaryota; Apicomplexa; Aconoidasida; Haemosporida; Plasmodiidae
Product: 30S ribosomal protein S9
Exons: 1
Coding region: 1-921 (306 amino acids)
Biological process (GO): translation
Cellular component (GO): ribosome; mitochondrial small ribosomal subunit
Molecular function (GO): structural constituent of ribosome; RNA binding
Source: RefSeq, a predicted model, not a curated record